This is a messenger RNA of Fimicolochytrium jonesii, 1651 nucleotides long. RefSeq names its product Bestrophin/UPF0187. The transcript is spliced from 8 exons. The record is from RefSeq and is a predicted model, not a curated record. Bases 108 to 1235 code for a protein of 375 amino acids. Gene Ontology annotation, molecular function: chloride channel activity. NCBI's taxonomy places the organism in Eukaryota, Fungi, Chytridiomycota, Chytridiomycetes, Spizellomycetales, Powellomycetaceae.
UGGACUUUGUAAGAUUCCUUACCUUCCCCAAUCUCCCACAUGUGCUUUGCAUGCAGUACGGGACUUUCGAAAACACUCCCACCCUAUAGCACCAAGGACUUGAAGCAAUGGGCGAAGCAACAAAACUUGAGGGCCACCAUAACCACCUGCACAGGCCGCACCUGUCCGACUUGCACAUGCACAGGGCAAAGGCGACUAUGACCCAUAAGGUCAAGAACCAGUCGAACUAUUAUCAUUCUGCUCGGAACCUGGUAAGGGUGUCCGGCUCCGUUAUCCCGCGCAUCUCCAUCCCCACCCUUCUCGCAACCGCCUGGGCGACGGGCUGGACGGUGUUCCACAUCCUGUACCCGCACAAAUGGUUCAAAGACCUGAUCCCCAAAUCCAACCUGCUGAUCACCAUCGUCGGUGUCGUGAUGGGCCUGUUGCUAGUGUUUAGGAACAAUACCGCGUAUGACCGGUAUUGGGAGGGGAGGAGGCUUUUUAGUACCCUGGAGACUAAUGUCCGUAACAUGACCCGCUUCGUAUGGAUCGGCGUACCCGCCCGGGACGCCCACGAAGCGCUCGAGAAACGCGGGGCCAUGAACCUUCUCAUUGCGUUCAUGCACGCCACCAAGCACUACCUGCGAAGCGAGCUGGGCGUGCAUUAUGAUGACGUGCAGCCGUAUAUCAGCCACUUGCCGGAGUAUGCCCCAGAUGCGCCGGCGCCCCCGGAUAUGAAGAACUUGCCGGUGGAGAUUUCGUUGCAUCUCGGCGGCUUCAUCAACAAGAUUCGCCAACGCGAGCAAAUCGACGUCUCCCUCUACGGCUGCAUGAACAACGCCCUGAACGCCAUGAUGGACUGCCUGUCCGGGUUCGAGCGGAUCCGGGGCACCCCACUGCCCUUUGCUUACGGCGUGCAUUUGAAGCAGACGUUGGUGCUGUAUCUCCUCUCGUUGCCGUUUCAGUUGCUGGAUGCGUGCAAGUGGUCCACUAUCCCGAUGUGUGCUUUGGCGGCAUUUACGCUGCUGGGAUUGGAAGCCAUCGGAGGCGAGAUUGAGAACCCGUUCGGUUUUGACGCUAACGACCUCCCCAUCGACGAUAUCAGCUUCAUGAUCCACGAAGAGAUUCUCGGGAUCAUGGACAGGCCCGAUAAGCUCGAUACCGCCAAGUGGAGUCUGCCCUGGGAAGACCUUACAUCGACGAAAGCGGAAUUGAAUCCUGAGGCGUUGGCUGCGCUGAGGAAGGCUGGACAUUGAGAGUGAUGAAAAGGAAUUUGCCCGUCACAUAUCCCGGGGUUGUGUAUGGCAUUUCUUGCGGAGACUGACUUUGUGGCGUAACCCUGGAGGGACUAUUUUAUGGCGGAGGAUCGGGACUGGACGCAUUUGCAGCAUUGAUGUCGUCGUUCGUCUUUUCGUUUUAUAUGGCUCGCCAUGGACCCUUUGAGAUCUAGGAGGGAUUGCACUCUUCGGCUUCCUGGGUUUUGCGGGGGCUUAUAUGUUGUACAUAGUAUCGGAAUGCAUUCAAUCAGCACAUGCAGCGCCCCGCUUGCAUUCAUGUUAGUAGAUAUGCCGGCCUGCCGAAAUGCAUUGUAAGCGUCUUGGCGCGCGAAUGGCCAACGCGAUGACGCUCGGAUUUAAUGUGGCCGUCACAAGCCGCUCGCAACUGUCCAUCC